Messenger RNA from Microbotryum saponariae, 2779 nucleotides. Lineage: Eukaryota; Fungi; Basidiomycota; Microbotryomycetes; Microbotryales; Microbotryaceae. The record is from the annotation of a GenBank genome assembly.
AUGGCUUCUUCUCAUGAAGCGACGCCAACUGUUUCCACCAAGUCUCGGCCACCGACGCCCACCCAACUCCUCGCUACUUGCGCUCCAUCCAGCUGGUUUCUCCCGCCACCGCACCACGAUGGAGCGUGUCACUCAACUGCCGCGCGCGUUCAAGCCGAUGCUGGGACGACCACCUACGAUUGCGUCGCACGGCUGGGAGGAUUGAAAUGGGACUCACCCGCGUCACCUGGCGUCAGGGUUCUCAGCUCGUUCUUCGAUUUACUCGAGCUACACCCGUCAUUGCUCGACCUGUUCUGCGAGAAGUUGGCCGCCUUCAGCACCGCUUGUCGCAGCGGCUUGCCUCGGAAGGGCGAAGGAAGCGUCCAAAUUUCGUUCGUAGGCCUCUUCUAUGGAGGUCUAGGAUCUGCAACGACGGAGCUACUCAAUCAUCAUGCCACGAUCAUCGAGGCCGUCGGGACUUCUUCCGCUUCCGCAUCGGCCCCCGCGACGAGACCCCGGUACUCGAUUCGGUUGGACGAACCUGAACGUGCUCUCCGCACGCAGGGCGAUGCUGUGGUUUAUAUUCAAGGUGGGACUGGCAACGUUGUUUCAAGUAUCUCGAUCGAAUACCAACGGGACAACGUACAUCAUAGCCUGGCGAAGGUACGCCAGGACGGCGCCCUCUCGCAUAUUCCCAUACUCGAUCACGAGGACCCAGUGGCCCUUCAGGAUUUGGAGGAAGAAAAGUCGAGGGGUGCAGAUGCUGUGGCGACCAAGGUGAGCCAUGCAUCUUUCAGGCUUGGUGGACAUACGCUUUCUCGAUCCGGCCUCGAUAAUUGUGGCUCAAUGUUUACUCCUUUCUCAUUCUUCAUGCUCGUGAAGGCCAUCAUCCAGUGCGUCUCCAGCGAUAGUCGAUUCUUUUUGUUGUACUCGGUUCCGUUCUUCCAGAUCGGUGAACUGGGUACGUCGCAUCUUUGAACUCACCGGCCCUGUCGAAACCUUCCGGGUCCCACUGACGCAUGCGAUCAUGCGGCCUUGGUUUGGCCAUUCGCCCCUCACCCACAGUCCAGCACCGGUCGACGCAUCCUGCAACGGCAAGGGAUCCCGUAGCGUCGACCUCGGCGUCAUCGGCCUCCAUCUCGGCUGCGACCGCCUACUCUCCGGCACCUUCCACCAGAGCCAGUUACAGCUUGCUUCUACAAGAGCUGACCCGAUGGGUGGAGCCCUCUCCGACUACCUUGAACUCAGAGGCGGCCGAAACACUUGGCACCGAUCUUCCACAACGGUCACUCAUCGUGUCCUUUAUCGCCCUGGCUUUCACAGCCGUGAUCGAAGUCCCCCCACCCGACCAAGCUGUCGUCGAUGCGCUGCUCGAUGCCCGACCCCAACCUCCGAAACGACCUCAACCUCGCCCCAGACCGGACUCGAGCCGCGACGAUGAUCCCUCCCCGCGGGUCCGAAAAACCCAGAAGACUUUGGCCGACGCCACGAGUGCUCGUUUUUCGAGGCGACUGGCAGGCCAACCACCGCUAGCUCACGCCAAGGAUUCGAAUCGACCCAUCACCCCGCCCGUCUCCUUGGCGCUGCAAUCCAAUCUCUCAUCCGACCCAUUGACGCAUGUGACUCGCAUCUUUUCCUCCCCUCCAGCAUCGACAGCUUGGAGUCCUACAAUAUCGCCACCCUCUGGUUCGUGCCAGCUAUCGAAACCGAUCACCAUCGUUCAAGAUCGCGGAUUUCUGAUCAAGGCCAGCUUGUCGAACGCGCACUGGUCUAUGAUAGUACGUCACGUGCUCUGCCCUGCUGCUUUCGUUCUAGCGCCUGUAGCCCAGCUCACCGAAAGGGUCAUUUACUUCGUGCCCUUGCGCAGUCGUACACGGGUACGAGCCGCGUGAAUCUAGUCGAGAUCGGCUUUGAUAUCGUCUGUUCGGUUCCUUCCGACUCGCCCCUUGCGUCCCGACUGUCGUCGAACCCCUCCCCAGCGAGUGAUUUCAUCCAGGGUCUCCAUUUGUCCGAUGCUGUUCUGCGGUGGUUGUCCGAAGAUCCCCGGGAAGAGCUCGAGGACGAUCGGAUCCCGCUGGAAUUCUCUGAUCGGUUCGAGACGACGGCGGAUCUUCGUCUGGAGGAGCAGAUCGCGUCGGGAAGUACUGCCGGCGGGUGGCUUGCGAACGUGGUGCGAGUCAACCGACCGUUGUCCUCAUCGGCCAAAGCCGAGGUGCCCCUUGAUGACCACCCUGCUCCGAACACGAGGUACUUUCUCAAGCUCGUGACAUGUAAUUUUGUCGGCUCGGUCAUCCGCGAGACGCUGUUCUACCAGCACGUCUUCCCGCACCUUCCCGACCGUCUUCGAAAACAUGUACCGCAAUAUCAUGGCACGUACCGAAGGACCAACGGCAACGGAUACGCCAUGGUGUUUGAGCAUGCGGGAGCAAUGAUGAGCGAUCACGACUUUUACGGAUCGCCCUCCCGAUUGUGGUAAGUUCCUACAAAGGCGGCGCAUUGAAUGCAGCGGUGUUGCAAGCCAGUCACGACGAGGCUCGCACAAAGUCCUGACCUCCUGAUUUUUUUUUUUUUUUCUUUUUGUUCUACUCGAGGCUGCAGGGAGGUCGAGGCGGUUUUCAGGGAACUAGGUAUCAUCCAUAAUGACGUCAGCCCCGCGAACGUACUGAUCCGAUCCAACGAUCAAAGUUUUUGCUUCGUUGAUUGGGGACGAUCCUAUCUCAAACUACUCAAACGCCGACUGUGAAUCUUUUUCACUCUCCCUCCUCUUUCUGACGGUCUCCUCUUCUAUAGUGAUAUUUAA